AUGACGACUGUCGAAGUGGCCAGAGAUGGAGUGGCGUUGUUGUACUGCGCAAUCAUAUUGCUCGUGUUGAGUUGGAUCGUCUUCUCCAUGAGAGUCGGGGUACGGAUGUGGAGGAAAGCGUGGGGCAUGGAUGACUACUUCAUGCUCGUCGGAACUAUUCUCUUUUCAGUAACAGCUGCUCUUUGCAUCGUCUGUUGUCACUAUGGCUCUGGACAGUUCGCACGAGAGCUGCCCACGGUGACGAUAUCCAAAGGAACAAAGCUCUUUUACAUCGCAGAGUACUUCUACGCAGUCAGCGCCAUGUUCGUCAAGAUCAGUGUUGCAGUAGCGCUUCUGCGCAUCGCUGUUGGUCGUCGCUUCUUCACGUGGGCUUUAUGGGCGCUGAUCGGUGCUACCAUGGUUGCCGCUCUAGUGUUCUGCAUAGGAAUUGCAAACAUCUUUGCUGUCAUGCUUGCGCUCGCUUCUUUUGCCUCAUGUGCUACCAUCGUCCGCCUCAAGUACCUCACACUCUACAGUGACCCUGGCGAGUUCAUGUACAGUACGGGCAAAAUCGGCUUCUGGUCCUUGACCGAAGUCGGCAUUGGCCUCAUCGCCGGUUCGCUACCUCCUCUUCGCCCUCUCCUAUCCCUGCGCAUUAGGGUAUCCGCCGGCUCCAAUAGUCCUGCUGCAUCUGGCGGACAAGCAUACCAAUCUGGAAUAAACAAUCGGCAGCCCACCUCGCGCUCCCGCGUGAUAGCCAUGGACACGUUCCAGACCUUGGGCGACAACGACGAGGCCGAUAAUAGUGAUGGAGACUCUCAGAAGAAUAUCAUAAAGGAGACGAAGUUCACAGUAACUUCGGUCAUUGCUGGAGGUCCUCGAGACCCGGGGCCUAUGGCUUGGGAUCGUAAGGAGGGAAGCAACGUCUGA
This is a messenger RNA of Alternaria novae-zelandiae, 909 nucleotides long. RefSeq lists its product as uncharacterized. The transcript is spliced from 5 exons. NCBI's taxonomy places the organism in Eukaryota, Fungi, Ascomycota, Dothideomycetes, Pleosporales, Pleosporaceae. The record is from RefSeq and is a predicted model, not a curated record. The coding region runs from base 1 to 909 and encodes 302 amino acids.